GUUGUUGAGGGGGGCUUCCAGCCUUCUAAGGAUUUGCUCAUCUGUGGCGCCUCUUCAGGAACCUCAAGCCGUGUCUCAAGCCUUCACGCUUUCUCCUUGAGCUAAAUAUGCCUGACCAGUCUCGGAUCUCUUCCAGCUUAUUCUGCUAGAUGGCUUUGGUUACAGUGCAGAGAUCCCCCACCCCCAGCACCACCUCCAGCCCCUGCGUGUCGGAGGCAGACAGCGGAGAAGAAGAAUGUCGUUCCCAGCCCCGGAGCAUUAGUGAAAGUUUCCUGACGGUAAAAGGUGCUGCUCUCUUCCUCCCACGAGGAAAUGGAUCAUCCACGCCGAGAAUCAGCCACAGACGCAACAAACAUGCAGGGGACUUGCAGCAGCACUUGCAGGCUAUGUUUACACUCCUCCGACCUGAGGACAACAUCCGGUUGAGGAAUGUUGAAAUGCCUUUCUGUGCAACAAUUCAACUUAUGGUGAAACGGAACAAAUCGACUGUGAAUGUGGAGCUGUUUACUUCAGAUGAUGACGGCUGGAACCAAAGUCUCAUGCUAUUAACUUGGAUAAGAUGUUGUGGACGUGGAGUCACAGGCUGCAGUAAAUCCCUCGAAGUCAGAAUUUUGUGCGAAGAGCAAGUGCCCAUAAUGUACUAGGAAUGGCUGUACAACAGCUUUGCUUGGAUAUUUAAAGGGAUUCUGUUAUGCUUUUUA
Molecule: messenger RNA, 701 nt
Organism: Xenopus laevis (African clawed frog)
Lineage: Eukaryota; Metazoa; Chordata; Amphibia; Anura; Pipidae
Gene: ssh2.L
Product: slingshot protein phosphatase 2 L homeolog
Biological process (GO): negative regulation of actin filament polymerization
Molecular function (GO): phosphatase activity; actin binding
Source: RefSeq, marked provisional